This is a messenger RNA of Perca flavescens (yellow perch), 2321 nucleotides long. Its product is annotated as matrilin-2. The coding region runs from base 151 to 2178 and encodes 675 amino acids. NCBI's taxonomy places the organism in Eukaryota, Metazoa, Chordata, Actinopteri, Perciformes, Percidae. Gene Ontology annotation, molecular function: calcium ion binding. The transcript has 12 exons. The record is from RefSeq and is a predicted model, not a curated record.
GCAUGUUUACUGUCUGGAGCUACUACUGACUGACUCUUCCUGCUGGAACUCCUUUUCGUGACGUAUUCCUGGGAUUUAUUGAGAAACUUUGAUUCCAGGAGUUGAGGAGAAAUAGCUGGUUUUGAUAACAGGUUGUCACAUCUUGUCAGAAUGAGGUCCCUGGCCCUCGGCCUCUUCUUCCUGUUGUGCUGUAACGCAGUUCGACUGGACAGACGGCGUCCCAGACCCAUUGCGGCCAGAGGUCAAAAUGAGACUACUGUCCAAACCAAACCAGCGGAGAAACCUUGCAAAGCAAUCCCGCUGGAUUUCGUCUUUGUCAUCGACAGCUCCCGAAGCAUCCGCCCCAACGACUACGAGAAGGUGAAGACCUUCAUCAUCAACCUGCUGCAGUUCCUCGGGGUGGGCUCUGAUGCCACUCGGGUCGCUCUACUACAGUAUGGCAGCGUGGUCCAGCCCGAGUUCUCCCUCAACACCUACACCACCAGGGCUGAGGUGGAGCAGGCGGUGAGGAACAUGGAGCACCUCGCCACAGGAACAAUGACGGGUCUGGCCAUCCAGUAUACCAUGGAGACAGCCUUUACUGAGGAAGAGGGAGCACGACCAGCAGAACUGCUCAUCCCGCGAAUCGCUAUGGUUGUGACUGAUGGGCGGCCUCAAGACACGGUGGAGGAGAUCGCGGCUCAGGCAAGGCAUGCCGGCAUCCAGAUCUUUGCUGUCGGAGUGGGCAGGGUGGACAUGAACACUCUGAAGGCCAUAGGGAGCGAGCCACACUCUGAGCAUGUGCACCUGGUGGCCAACUUUAGCCAGAUAGAAACCCUCAUCUCUGUGUUCCAGUCCAAACUGUGUGGAGGUUCAGAGAUGUGUGAGGUGGUGGACCAUCAGUGCCAGCACAUCUGUGUGAGCAGCCCUGCCUCAUACAGGUGCAAGUGCAGGAAGGGCUUCACUCUCAACCCCGAUGGCAAGACAUGUAAAGAGAUUGAUCACUGUGCUGAUGGCACCCAUGGGUGUGAGCAGGAGUUUAUGAGCACAGAAGACACCUGUGUGUGUAAAUGCAGAAACAGCUACACACUCAGGCCUGAUGGAAAAACAUGCAAGAAGAUAGACCAUUGCGCUGACGGGAAGCACGGCUGUGAACAGGAGUUUAUGAACACAGAAGACGCCUGUGUGUGUAAAUGCAGGAAAGGCUACACACUCAGACCUGAUGGGAAAACAUGCAAGAAGAUAGACCAUUGCGCUGACGGGAAGCACGGCUGUGAACAGGAGUUUAUGAACACAGAAGAUGCCUGUGUGUGUAAAUGCAGGAAAGGCUACACACUCAGACCUGAUGGGAAAACAUGCAAGAAGAUAGACCAUUGUGCUGAUGGUAAACAUGGCUGUGAGCAGGAGUUUCUGAAUACAGAAGAUUCAUGUGUGUGUAAAUGCAGGAAUGGAUUCACACUCCGACCCGAUGGAAAAACAUGUCAGAAGCCAGAGUGUGGCGAUGGAGUCAUGGAUCUGGUUUUCGUAAUUGAUGGCUCCAAGAGUCUGGGCCCUGCCAACUUUGAACUGGUCAAGCAGUUUGUAAACGGCAUUGUGGACUCACUGGACAUUUCCAGGACAGGCACCCAUGUUGGCCUUCUUCAAUACUCCACCAAGGUGCGCACAGAGUUCACCCUAGGCCAGUACACCACGGCGCAGAACAUCAAGCAGGCUGUGUCCCGGAUGCAGUACAUGGGGAGAGGCUCCAUGACUGGCUCAGCCUUACGUCACAUGUUUGAGCUCAGCUUUUCAGCUAAAGAAGGAGCCAGGCCGAACAUCCCACGUUUCAGCAUUGUGUUCACUGAUGGAAGAUCACAGGAUGACGUGUCCGAAUGGGCUAAUAAAGCAAAGAACUCUGGGGUCACAUUAUAUGCCUUGGGUGUCGGCAAAGCCAUUGAACAGGAGCUGAGAGAAAUAGCUUCAGAGCCUGAUGAGAAGCACCUUUAUUACGCAGAAGAUUUUGACAAAAUGGGAGAAAUUACGAUGAAGCUCAAGUCCAGGAUAUGUAAAGACAAACCGUCCGAUGAAAACAUGUGCCAGUGUGAGAACGUGAUAAUGUUUCAAAACCAGGUCACCAAGAAGCUGACGAACCUGAUGCAGAAUAUUGAAGCCAUGUCGAAGAAGCUGGAGUCACUUGAGAAUCAAGUUGUGCGCAAAUGAAAGGCUGAGACUCAUCCCCCUCCCCCCGAACCUGCAGUGUAGCAUUCAUCUUUAAUCCUGUUCUACAAGCUACACAUGCAAUGCUUUCUACUGAAGCUAUUUUUACACAUUUUGUAUACAACAGUGGCUUUGUGUCUGUAAUG